AUGGCAAAACAAUUAUUGCCACCUCUUCCAGGCAAACAGUACAAUAUGUUAGUUAGCCAUGUCCCAUUUAAUAAACUAGCUAUUGACAAAGUAAUUCGAAAUGCCACGUAUAUAACAAUACUACGUCAUCCCGUAUCUAAUUACGAGUCAAUUUUCGGGUUCAUGAAAAUUGCUAGUUAUCUCAAUAUUGAGCAGAACACAAGUCAAGAUCCAUUUCACAUGUUUUUGUCAAACACAACGAUGUAUUCUAAACGCAUUAAAGAUUCUUACCGCAAGACAUUACUCAGUAAUAGACAAAUAUUUGAUGUUGGACUUGACCUGAAAAAUCAUAACAAUGAAACACUCGUGGAUAACGUAAUUCAGCAAGCUUCAGAAGAGUUUGAUUUUGUGUUGAUUGCGGAAUAUUUUGACGAAUCACUUGUUUUGUUGAAGAAACUUUUAUGCUGGGACUUUGAAGAUAUUAUGUAUUUUCGUCAAAACAAAAGAAACAACAAACUUCGUUUUGAGUUCGAUGACUGGAAACGUCAGCGAAUAUUGGAAAUAAAUAAGGCCGAUUAUAAACUAUACCAACACUUCAAUAAAACAUUCUGGCAUAAAGUUGCGGCAUACGGUGAAACCUUCCAUAAUGACUUGGCUACGUUUCGAGGUAUGUUACAGAAGUUGCGAUCUGAGUGUGUAGACGAAGAGAGAUUUAAAAUCCAAAGUAGAGGUCGGAUGAAUUCCACGAUACUGAAAAAUAAUGCACCUGCGUAUUGUAACGCACUUAGUAAGGAAGGAUUUGACAUUCUUGCUAACAGGCAAAAAGCUACAAGUUCAGACUUAGCAAUGGACCAAUCACUUUCACAAUUACAAAAGUAA
Molecule: messenger RNA, 858 nt
Organism: Saccoglossus kowalevskii
Lineage: Eukaryota; Metazoa; Hemichordata; Enteropneusta; Harrimaniidae
Product: galactosylceramide sulfotransferase-like
Biological process (GO): glycolipid biosynthetic process
Cellular component (GO): membrane
Molecular function (GO): galactosylceramide sulfotransferase activity
Source: RefSeq, a predicted model, not a curated record